CAAAAAAUAGUAAUUCUUUUAGUCCAAAGCAUUGGAAAUUGCUCUACCAAGCUUUUUGGGCUCACCUGAAACCUAAUAAGGGACGAAAUCCAUGGUCAAAUAUGUGACACAACUUUGAUGUUAAGUUUCAUAUGAGAAUGAACAACACACGAAUCCUUCUUUCCCACCACAUCAUUUAGCCUUCUCCUACUUCCACAAAAUCAGCAUUUUUCUUCCCACAACCACUAUUGACUACCUCCAAAUUUGUUAUAUCUUGCUCUUUCCCACUCAACAAAUUUGAUUCUUCUUCAUUCCUCAACACUUCCAAUGUAUUCCUUACCUCAACACAAGCAUACACCAAACUUGCACCAUAAAGUUUGCCCAAGAAUCAGAUCACCCUUUCACAAUUGCGAGGGGGGCCUGUGUUGUUCCACCACUCUACACCAAAAAUCCAAUGUUAAGCCAUUGGUCAUUGAGCCUAGACUCGUGCCUGUGGUACCAAGGGUCAUUACCACCAUUGAUGAACAUCGUCCAAUUAACAAAGACACUGAUUUGCAAUCAACAUGGUCUCACAGAGCAUGGGUGACAGUUGGGUGCACAACUUUGCUCAUCCUUGGGAGAGUCUAUAAAGGGUGCAAUGAUUCAAACAUGUGGGUUGAACCGAUUAUAGCAAGUUGGGUUGGUUACAUUUUAGCUGAUCUUGGAUCUGGGGUUUACCAUUGGGCUAUUGACAAUUAUGGUGAUGGCUCAACCCCAGUUGUUGGAGCUCAGAUUGAAGCCUUCCAAGGUCAUCACAGGUGGCCUUGGACUAUUACCAGACGUGAAUUUGCUAACAAAUUGCAUUGCAUUGGCACGUGCAGUGACUUCACUGUGCUUCCUAUAGCUAUAUUUUGUCAUGACCCCAUUGUUCAAGGAUUUGUUGGAGUGUGUUCUGGCUGCAUCAUGUUUAGCCAACAGUUUCAUGCUUGGGCACAUGGCACGAAGAGCCGGCUUCCGCCGCCUGUGGUGGGCGUUGCAAGAGAAUGGGCGGGCUUAAGUGGUCCCCAAACGCGGUCACAGCAUGCUGCACACCACCGGCCACCGUAUAACAACAAUUACUGUAUAGUGAGUGGAGUGUGGAAUGAUUUUUUGGACAAGCAUAAGGUCUUUGAAGCCAUGGAAAUGGUACUGUAUUUUAAAACUGGGGUUAGGCCUAGGUCAUGGACUGAACCUGCCCCUGAGUGGAUUGAGGAGAUUGAGACCUCUUCUCAAAUCCAAACCCAAUGAUGUUUAUUCUCUUCUCCAUUAAUUUCUAAAGAUUUUAUUGCACACAUGUGUGUGAAGGGUAGCUUUGGCUCAUGUAAUUUACUCUAUAUCAAAUUAUUAGUUUUUGAGAGGUUAAAUAUAUGAAACAAUGGGAUGUUUCUGUUGUACUUUGUCAUGUGUUAACAUGUGAUCUUGGUGGCAGGUUGAGCCACCCGAAUGGUGUUAA
Messenger RNA from Vigna umbellata (rice bean), 1450 nucleotides. Its product is annotated as fatty acid desaturase 4, chloroplastic-like. Lineage: Eukaryota; Viridiplantae; Streptophyta; Magnoliopsida; Fabales; Fabaceae. The record is from RefSeq and is a predicted model, not a curated record.